Molecule: messenger RNA, 2619 nt
Organism: Spirodela intermedia
Lineage: Eukaryota; Viridiplantae; Streptophyta; Magnoliopsida; Alismatales; Araceae
Source: the annotation of a GenBank genome assembly
AUGGAGCACGUCGCCGCAGGUGAGGAAAGGAUUGUCAGCGAAAGACUGAGGAGGAGGCUGGAGGAAGUGAACAUCACGGCGCGGGAUCAGCUCUCCCCGAUCCAAGACCACGUCAACUUCACGCUCCAGGUGCACUUUUCUUCCAAUGCUGGAGUGUCCUUGGAUUCCCUCUAUUCAUGUAGUUUUGAACACGGCGAGGCGUUUCUUUCUGUGUGUUUUUCUUUUGGAGUUAGUGGGAGAACUGUGAUUCUAUUACAGAUCCUUAGGGAAUCCUCUUUGAUGGUUUUGCAGAAAGCGUACUUCAAGUGUGCGUAUGAAUGCUUCGACAGGAAGAGACGGCAGGAGGACAUAAAUAACUGUGUCGAAUACUGCAGCGUUCCGGUUCUCAAUGCCAACAAUCUCGUUGAAACCGAGAUGGAAAAGUUCCAGGUAUUUUUAUGUUUAUUUUUGGCAAAAAUCUACCGCUCGCUUAGUUCAGGUAAGAGCUUGCCUCAGUGGCAUCUUGUUGGAUAUUGAUAUUCAUUUCUGCUCAAAGCAAAUGGAGAGAUGUAUGUAUCAAUCGUUUCCGGUUAGAUUCCGUGAAAUAUUUCUUCGUCCAUGAGAAACAUUCAUAAUUAUUAUGUCUGAUUCAUUUAGAGUCAAUUUCACAUAGAACUCAGUUGCUAAAGAAUUUCUGAGCUUUUUCUUGUUCAAGCAUAUGAACAGUGUUGGGAUCCAGUAGAGAACCAGAACGCUAUUACUGAAGGAUGGAACUCCGAUAGAGUACUGUUGUUACCUAUGAUACGGUCCUCUGUAUAAGUUUGUCACUUUUUAGAAUGUGUCAAUACAUCGUUUAUCAAUUUUUUCAUCCUUAGGGAGAAACUGGGAAGGAGAAUGACUUCUUAAAAGUUUGUUUUGAAGAAAUAUGAACUGUCGGUAAGGUCUCCCCAACUAAGACCGGAAAAAACUCCUUGCCCUUGAACAUAGCGUGGAUUUGUCUUUGACUUUAUCCUCAUUUCCUCCCUAAUUUCCUUUCGAUCUAAUCAUCUUUAGCGGGUGAGGAUCGUCAUUUCCUGCAUCCUACAAAAUUGGAUUGUAACAGAAUGCAAACUGCUAAAUCUAAUUGCAUCCCCAUGACGCAGCUUCUUUAUGGAAUUCCCGGAGAAGUCAACAAUGGAGUAUUCCGGAGAAGUCAUUUGGAUGAUAGUUGCAAAGUUUAGCUUUAUUUAUGGACCAGAGUGAUUGCCAUGGAAAACUGUUUAUCAUAGGGUAUUGAGGAGGAGUGCAGCUGCAAUCCAAAGUGACCAAACUGAUUAAUAUGGGGAAAGCAAGUCUAUCCCUCUUGUAAAUUUUAAUACCUUUGAGUCGUUUAUGGUGAAGUUGAUUGAUUUUCGUGGUGUAUGAUGGAAAAUCUUGGAAUAAUAGAUCCUUCACUGACGGAAAAUUCUUCAGAUACGAGGAAAAUGGAUUUAAAAUAUUUUACAAAGAUAUUUGGAUAAAAUGCCAAAGUGGUGAGGAGAGCAUUGUGUCGUCUUUUUCCUGCAUAAAAAAUUUCAUUUUCUGUCUCAAAUCUUCCAAUGUUAAGAACGUUGAUGACCGAUUUCUUCAUGAAAACCAAAUUUAUGUGCAUUAUUACAUUGAAAUAUUUUGAGCGUUGUCCUAUUGCACAAGUGCAUUAUUACUUCAUUUUCUUGUCAGUUCAAACAUCAGAAAAACACCCAAAUGUAGUAUAAGAUUUGCUGAAAUACAUUAUGAUACUGAAAAGAAGAAGAAUGAUUUUAUUUUUUCCUGGCCUCCUGAACACUAGCUAAUAUGGCCCAAGUGUUGCAACACUACCAAGCAACUAUACAAGCAACCAUGGCAACUCAGGGAAAACACAUAGAUAACUACAUCACUUUAGUUCCAAAUAUCUCCUCAGACCUCAUUUCUUCUUCUGGUUUAUUUCUGGUUUCUGUUGCUUCUUUUCUUCACUGGCUGUGGAGAGGCAGAAGUAAUGCGCUAGCCUUCAUGUUGCGGAGAGAAGGGGGGAGAGGAGGUUGGACAUCAGUCCAUAUAUCUUCCUCCGACUGGUGAGAGCCAUGAGGCCAUCCGCUAUCAGUUGUCCCUCAAAGACAAUGAUGGAUAUAAGUCCUUCCGUUGAGAGCCCCAGUGUGCACUAUUACUGGGUAGAGAAGUAAUGCUGCAUUGGUAGAACUAAGCUGAUCAUCUGGAGAUGGUCUAAUUGCUUGGGCGAAAUUAGAACAGCCAACUCUUAAAACCCCAAAGCAGGACCCAUUUUAUUAUUUAAAGAUAAGAUAUACCGAAAGUGAUACAUGGUGACAGUUUAUUUAUGCAGCUAUUACCAUCUCCUUUUUUCUCUCAGUUCGAACCUAUUAUGGCAGCUAAACCAUUCAUUUAUAUCUUUAGAUCAGUAAGCAGAGGAUUCAGUACAUCUAUACUUCUAUCAUUCCUCAGGAGCGCCUCCAACGAGCCUUGAUUGUAUGCCAAGACAAGUUUGAGGCUGCCAAGCUUCAGCAGACCAAGGCAGCCGCCAUGGGGAGCUUGGAGUCCUGCGUUGACCGAGCCAUUAAUGAAAGUAUUCAGGUCUUACCUCUCGUGGUUGACCGUUUAAGGUCUGCCCUCUCCCUGAGUGGACCUUGA